This is a messenger RNA of Moneuplotes crassus, 1525 nucleotides long. NCBI's taxonomy places the organism in Eukaryota, Ciliophora, Spirotrichea, Euplotida, Euplotidae. The record is from the annotation of a GenBank genome assembly.
UAAAAAUGGAGGACUCAAGAAUGGAAAGUAGAAAAAAUUUCUUCAAAAUACAGAUCAAGUGAAAGGAAAAAUGCGAACAAUUCAUGGUGUCUUUGAGAAAAUAAUAAAAAACAGAAGUUGUUUCGUGCUUUUAGGGCCAAACGGGACCAAAAUGCUAAGACGGAGGAGCAAAAUUUGGCACAGAAAGUUCAGAUAGAGUCAGCAUAUCAAAAAGUCGAGGAGAGUGAAGCCCUUGAAAGACUGGAGAAAAUCCAUCAGCAUUUGGUCUUGAUAGAUGCAGAACAGAUACGCCCUGACUUUAUUGAUGCAGAUAUUGGAGACCUUGACUAUCUUUUUGAGCACAUUAUUCCUAAAAAUAUUAAUAUUGGAAAGAAAAUGAUCCAAAUUAUUGCUUUAUUGUGAAAAAUACAUGAAGAUGGAAUUGAAUUAGGAGUUUUCUUAACAACAUUAACUGAACAUGAAGAUAUAAUUCGUUUCCUUGAUUCAUGCUGUAAAAGCCUUUUAAACGAAGAAAUGACUGAUAACUGCCUCAGAAUCUGACAAACUCUUUCCGUAAUCUCUAAAGGUUUUGAAGAUGAAAUUAUUGAAAGUAGAGGCUAUCUCCAAGCUCUUACUCGAUUUUGAAGUGAAUUCUUACUAGAGCGAGAACAAGAUAAAACCCAAGCCCUGGUGCUAUUGAGAAUAUUAGAACCUAUUUUUGACAAAUUCUGUGUAGACUCCUUGGGAGAAAUAGCUGAUGCUGUUAGAGCCCUAGCACGAUACGAUUGGGCUAUGAAACAAUUUUUUAAGACUGAUUCGAAAAUACUUAAAGUGAUGAUUAUCUGUCUGAAUUUUACUCCAAACGGGGUAUACAAAUAAAUUUCUGAAUACUUUUGAUCAGCUCAUCAAAUUUAUUGAUCCAGAGUGUUUAGAAAUGCUGAUAAGCAAUGGGCUGCUGGAAGCAUUGUUCACUCUUCUUCAAGGUAAACUCAAACCGGGUGACGAAGAGCGCCAAGAUCUGAGGACAGUGGUCUAUAGAAUUAUUAAUAUGAUCAUUUGUAAGGGCUGUGUCUAUACCGAGCAGAUUUACAGGAGUAAAGUAAUGGUCCAUAUAGCACAAGUUCAUGAUGAUUUUGGGCUAAUCGAAACAGUACCUCUUAAGCUAAAUCUUUUGCGUUAUCUGCAGAGAUAUACCAAAAUGCAGUAUCUUUGUAGCAAAAAUUUCAUGGAUAACCUCAUAAAAACUCUGGAUUUGUGAACAAAUAUCGAUCAAACACAGUGGUGCUUAGAGGUUUUUAAAAUAGCUAUGGAGCUAUCUCUUAACAACGAGAUCCCAUGAUUUGAGAGCUUAUGUAAAAAGUUUAUCACUAAAAUUUGAGAAUCUCCAGUGGUCCUGAAAUUAGAUGAGUUGAGUUUUAAUUCAAAUGCAAAAAUCGGCAUUCUUUCCAGGUCCAUUUUGGGAUUUAUAGAAAAAGCAAAAAGACAAGAAUUAGAACUCAGUGAGAGCUUUUCCUUCUGUACAUGGAGCAAGAGCAGGAGUGAUUAA